CACCAUCACCCCGUUCCUUCACCUCCGACCUUCACCUCCGACCUUCACCAUCCUCUUGCUAGCCAAUCGUCACUCUCAUGAGUCUCAUCUCACCAAUCACCAAGAAGACGAUGCAGAUCUAGCCGCAAGCCCCUUCACCUCCGACCUUCACCAUCCUCUUGCUAGCCAAUCGUCACUCUCAUGAGUCUCAUCUCACCAAUCACCAAGAAGACGAUGCAAAUCUAGCCGCAAGCCCCCUUGGGGACUCCGACCUUGAUAUCUUCUUGCGUCUCAUCAUCAUCACUGCCUCCACCUUCAUCACCGGUAAGUAGAGGGGUUUGGCAGCCACCAGAAAGGGAGGAUCUUUCUUCUCCAAAAAAAUAUCAAGUUGUUGUCAACACGGCCGGUACGCCAGAAUAUCGACCGAAAUACCGAAAUUUGACCGAAAUGAAAUUAAGCUUUAUAUCGUUUCGGUGCAAUGAAAAAUCCGGUACAUACCGGUUAUACCGGCCGGUACGAAAUGGAAUUAACAACAUUGCAUUGUUCACUUAGACUUGAGACAUCAUGCGCAAAAGGUCCCUGCAAGUCAUAAAAAGAGUGCUAUAAGGGUGGGAGAUGUUAGGAAUAAGAAGAGAAAAUGAAAGCUUCCUUCCUUAAAAGCCUCCUUUGAUGAUAAUGAUGGAAUGUCUCGAGUCAAACUCCAAAUAAACCAGGAAAUCUACAAACCAAAUUCUUUGCUCAAAAGCCAACUCUGCAACUCCUGCUGUUCAGCCAGAUAGAAGGGGCCAGAUAGAAAGGCCAUUUUCUUGUAGCUGUUUGGUAUCAAUGAUGUUGUAUUGUUGUAUGUCUCCUGCAUAUAAUAAUCCAUACUGUGAUCA
Molecule: messenger RNA, 857 nt
Organism: Rubroshorea leprosula
Lineage: Eukaryota; Viridiplantae; Streptophyta; Magnoliopsida; Malvales; Dipterocarpaceae
Source: the annotation of a GenBank genome assembly